This is a messenger RNA of Ostrinia furnacalis (Asian corn borer), 453 nucleotides long. Its product is annotated as sex-determining protein fem-1-like. Bases 1 to 453 code for a protein of 150 amino acids. NCBI's taxonomy places the organism in Eukaryota, Metazoa, Arthropoda, Insecta, Lepidoptera, Crambidae. The record is from RefSeq and is a predicted model, not a curated record. Gene Ontology annotation, molecular function: protein binding. The transcript is spliced from 4 exons.
AUGCUGUUGNUGGCGGACGCGGGCGCGCGCGUGGACGCGCCCAGCGACAGCGGCUCCACGCCCGUGCGCUCGGCCUGCUUCAUGACGCACCUGGACGUGGUGCGCUUCCUGGUGCAGCGCGGCGCCGACAUCCACCGCCCCAACCACAACGGCGGCACCUGCCUCAUCAACUCCGUGCAGUCCGUGCGCCUCUGCACCUUCCUGCUCGAGCACGGCGCGCAGGUGGACGCGCUGGACAUGCAGCACAAGACGGCGCUUCACUACGCCAUCCAGGAGCACCGCGUGGAGACGGCGCGCCUGCUGCUGGAGCACGGCGCCGACCCGCACCUCGCCUCGCGCGCCGGCGACGACGCGCUGCGCACCGCCUGCCUCAAGCAAUAUAUUGCUGAUGUUUGCAAUUGUACGGUGACGCACCGUACAUGUUCCGGGCCACCAGAGAUGGAGGCGGGAUGA